Molecule: messenger RNA, 174 nt
Organism: Pediculus humanus corporis (human body louse)
Lineage: Eukaryota; Metazoa; Arthropoda; Insecta; Psocodea; Pediculidae
Exons: 2
Coding region: 1-174 (57 amino acids)
Source: RefSeq, a predicted model, not a curated record
AUGGGUGUUAAACAGAGUAAACGUUCGGUGGAUAUAACGGAAACUUCUACGAAAGGGGAAAUUGAAGGUUUCGGAAAUGAAGGAAAAGUUGAGAAAAUCGUGGAUGGCGUCAUGGAUAAAAUGGUUGUCAACGGUCACGUCGAUGGAGAUUUACAAAAGUUGUCUGGUGCAUAG